Messenger RNA from Patiria miniata (bat star), 1819 nucleotides. It is a transcript of the gene nsdhl, whose product is annotated as sterol-4-alpha-carboxylate 3-dehydrogenase, decarboxylating-like. The record is from RefSeq and is a predicted model, not a curated record. The transcript has 9 exons. Gene Ontology annotation, molecular function: 3-beta-hydroxy-Delta5-steroid dehydrogenase (NAD+) activity. Lineage: Eukaryota; Metazoa; Echinodermata; Asteroidea; Valvatida; Asterinidae. Bases 36 to 1223 code for a protein of 395 amino acids. Gene Ontology annotation, biological process: steroid biosynthetic process.
AUACGGGUAGGUGAGGGUGGUAGCUCCCUCUCUUUAUGAAACUGCAGAAAAAAAAGGUUCCGAAGACUCGGCUGAUAGGGCUCUUGUACACUAAAUCUAGAGAUACUGCAGUGGAGUCGUCGACUGCUUCACAUCUCUGCGGUCGCAAUUCACAAAAUCAGCAGAUUAUCAACGGGAACUUGGUCCAUCUAGCAGCAGAUAUUACAAUGGGGAAGCAGUGCACCGUGAUUGGUGGAUGUGGUUUCCUGGGCCGCCAUCUUGUCGAGGGCCUGCAGGAGCGCGGCUACACCGUCAACGUGUUUGACAUCAAGAGCACGUUUGAAGAUGAGCGAGUCAGAUUCUUUAUAGGGGAUCUGUGUUCCAAGGAGGAAUUGCUGCCUGCUGUCCAAGGGUCAGAGGUCGUCUUCAACUGUGCGUCACCACCGCCAUCCAGUAAUAACAAAGAGCUCUUUUACAAGGUGAACUUUGAUGGCACAAAAAACAUCAUAGACACAUGCAAGGCCGCUGGCGUAAAGAAAUUAGUCCUGACAAGUAGCGCCAGUGUAAUAUACGAAGGGAAUGACAUUGAAAAUGGUAACGAAGAUCUACCAUAUGCCAGUCAGCCCAUCAAUUACUACACAGAAACAAAGAUACUUCAAGAACAAGUUGUUCUUGAAGCAAACAGUCCUGAUUUCCACACCGUGGCCAUCAGGCCGCAUGGAAUCUUCGGCCCAAGAGAUCCCCAACUUGUUCCUACUCUCGUGGAGACGGCUCGAGCUGGCAAGACCAAAUUCAUGAUUGGGGAUGGCAAGAACCUUGUUGAUUUCACCUAUGUCAAGAAUGUCGCACACGGGCAUAUCCUAGCAGCUGAGAAACUCGGCAAAGACUCCCCAGUCUGUGGAAAGCCGUACCACAUCACCAACGACGACCCACUCCCCUUCUGGUCAUUCAUGUCCCGCCUCCUCGUUGGUCUCCAGUACCCGCCCCCGAAAUACCACCUCCCCUAUGCCCUCAUCUACUACCUGGCCCUCUUCCUACAGCUCGUCUGCUGGCUCCUGUCUCCGUUUGUCGCCCUCAAGGUGACCUUCACCCCCAUGACGGUCGCUCUGGCCGGCACGUUCCAUUACUACAGCUGUGAGAGAGCCAAGAGAGACAUGGGAUACAAGCCCUUAGUCAGCCUGGAUGAGGCUAUACAGAAGACGAUCGAGAGCUAUCCGCACUUGAGAAAUCCCAAGGCACAAUAGCAAACAAUCGUCUUCGUUUUAGAAAUGCCCCCUUUACUAAUCGACCGAUCUAUUAAAACACUUGCAUCUCUGCAAUUCCAGACUGAGGGUUCCAUCCGCCUGCGUCAUACGCACAUGCACGCAUGUCAGACUUUCGUGCACACAUUGGACAUUAAUCACCGCUGUGAUUGGGCAAACACGUUAUGUGGGCGGGGCUUAAAAGUUCAGUCUAUUAGUCAUGCAUCUUGUGGUAAGCCGGUUGAUAAAUGACCUAGAGCAGCAGUCAAUAUGUACGCAAUUUAAAAAAAAAAUGAGAAAAUAAUGUCUUAAAAGUUGAUGGUUUAAUAUGCCUCAUUAUAAACAUGAAAUUAAUCUUGUUGUGUAACAGCUUAUAAAUAUGUAUAAUGACCAAAGUAUUUGAUAUUGUUCAGUUAUUCGUAAUACCAAAUAUCAGUGUGCUGUUUUUCAUUUGCCAAGAAAUGAAGAUUCUUUAAGUAAAAAGGGCUUUCGAUGGAUUUUUUUUAAAUGGAUUUUUUUUUAAUGGCUACUUCUAUUUGUGUCUGAAAGAAAUGAACAAACUAAUAAAUUUGCAUACUUCAGACUUGAGAGAAGUUUAA